Strongylocentrotus purpuratus (purple sea urchin) is the source of this 680-nucleotide messenger RNA. RefSeq lists its product as uncharacterized. Lineage: Eukaryota; Metazoa; Echinodermata; Echinoidea; Camarodonta; Strongylocentrotidae. The record is from RefSeq and is a predicted model, not a curated record. The transcript has 2 exons. Bases 42 to 356 code for a protein of 104 amino acids.
CCCGGCUCACGCAGUACUGUGGGUUAUUCGCCUAUGAGAAGAUGGAUGAGGGAUAUGGUAUGUGCACCUGGAAGGUCCUGGAACAAAUAUGGGACAAGAGUAAGGACAUCAACCGUGAUAGAUACAUGCUAGAACUCUUCAGGAUGGCACGGAACGGGAUGUUGUGCUACGCCGAAGGUGCCCGAGUAGUCAACGUUCAUGGACCCUGUGAAGCGUUGGAACUCGCUUGCCGUCCCCACGCCCCGAAAGUCAUUGAUCAAUGCUGGAGGUUGUCCCAAGCCAAGCCACCAGCCGCCCCCGCCGCACCAACUCCUCGACCGGAGCCUCCUGCAACGCCCCGUGGCCGCGGCAUUUAAAACCUUGACGAAGCUACUCAACGAAAGUCUCUCACCCACCUUCUCUUAAACUAUUAAACUAAUAUGCCCGUUAAAACAUGAUGCGUAAUUUUACUGACGGAUGACUGCGUCAUUUUACUGACGUAUGACUGCGUCAACGACCAAUGCGAUCCUGGAUGCGCCAAAUGAGAUAGAGAUCUACAUAACGUGAAUGAAAAUGUAACCAUAAAAAUAAUACGCUGAAGUACAGGCGUAUGGGUUAAGCACUUUCACGAUUUUGUUUAGCGCGGUAAUCGAAAUGUCUCUUCGUGUAUAACAGGCAUUAAACUCUCAUAUGGUUUCUGA